Molecule: messenger RNA, 3805 nt
Organism: Mercenaria mercenaria
Lineage: Eukaryota; Metazoa; Mollusca; Bivalvia; Venerida; Veneridae
Exons: 6
Coding region: 14-1834 (606 amino acids)
Source: RefSeq, a predicted model, not a curated record
AGAAAGAAAUGCCAUGUCACCCUGGAACAAUGAAUCUGAUAACAGAAUAAGUUACACAAUAUUCGGGUCAGUUGCUGGCAGUGCAGGUUUCUUCAGCAUAUGUGGUGUUGCCAUAAGUUACUUUAAAUGUAGACGUCGCAGAAUUGCAUAUUUGGUUCUGAAGAAAUCGGCAGAUUAUCACGUACCUAAAAUUACACUUGCUAAUUACACAAGAGCUCUAGAAUCACCAGUCAAUCACCAUACCCAAGCAAUUGAAGAUACCCAAAAAGCUGAAAGUUUCACUUUUGUUAAAUUCAAUUCUGCAAACAUUCAGUUCACCUCUGCUGGAAAAAGGUAUGCGAAACUUACAAAUAUUUCAACAUGUCCUGACAGCGUUGUUUCAAGUUUUGCGUCUUCAAAUGCAACAGACCUGAGAGAUUUUAGCAAAUGCAGUCUCAUUACGAACGAAAACCUAACACUGGAACUUGUCCAUGAAUCUCAUACCCAAACAAUUACGAACAAUUUAGAAUGUAAGAAAACAAUAUUUGGAACACCAUUUGAUGGCACAUUCAUGCUAGAUGAAACAAACCGUACCCUGCAAAUGCAUUAUUCGGACGCGGCAAUGACAUUACCCUUAGGCAUGACAAAAGCUGGCCAAGUUGAAGUCAGUGCCUCGACAUUCAGAAGUAUUGAAGCUACAAGAGAAAAGUUGGGUCUGUCCGAUGAUGAAAUCAUAGCAUCACCAGUAGUAGAGUAUGCUAUCAAUGGUAGUAGGAAGCUAGAUGGAUAUGCUUUUGUCAGAUUACCGUUCGUAGGAAAGUCAACCAAUCUGAAGGUCAAGAAGUUUGAGUCUGAUGAAGGCCUUGAAACUGUUGCAAAGUCACACGAAAUCCCGAGAAAAGACAAACAAAAUGAAGAUCUGGAUACGUACUAUAUCGUUGAUAGAUCUGCGGUUUUGAUAUAUACCAAGUCUUUCUCAGGGUUUUACUGUACGAUGUGCGGGCAUACACGGGACCUGGAGUUGAUAGCUUUCAUAUUUGGUUCAUACAAAUGUCUGAAUAAUAUGUAUGAAGUUUUUAUCACGGCCUACAUUGCAGAUGUACUUUUGAAGAUUGAGGAUUAUAGAAAGGAAAUGUUCGAAAAUGAAGAAAAUCGUCAAGGACGAAAAUGUCUGCGUAGCGAAAUUCCGCUUGGAAUGCCAGACGACUGCGAUUUAGUUGGAAACGAUUACAUAGAAGCAUGUUUGUUCCUAAAAACUGAUGAAGAUAAAAGGAAAUGGAAGCAUGUUAUUCACCCAGAAAGAGGAACACCUGUCUACCCGCCAAAACAAAAAAUAAAACUGGCAACAAUUGCACAGAACUGUCAACGGUGCCUACAGAUCCAUACUCGCAGAAAUACCCGGUCAGUCCAAAAGAAUUGGUAUCUCAGCAAUAAUGAAAACACUGUACCUAGUGAUAAAUUUCAAUGUUAUAUAGAUCUAACUGUAUGUAAAAAAGACACAGAAAUCUUUGAACCAAACUGCAUCACCAUUGAUGAACUAGAGCUCCGUGAAACUGAUCGAUCUCGUAUAAAGGAUUCGUUUCCAGUACAAGAAACAAGUUCUUUAACAGGGGCGUGUGCAGCUAGACUAAGUAGGAAAUCUUCAAGGAACGUGGGUACUGAAGGUGAUAUACAAUUGUCCAGCCCUCAAUCACACACGCUUGUGCGAGCGGAGAGUGAACAAGAUUUAAUGAGGAAUAGUAGUGUAGGAAAUGGACGCAGGCACAUUCCACCGAGUCCAGAAUUGUCACAAGCAUAUGGAACCACAGGUUUUCCGGCUAUCCCGAACAUUGAUUCACCCGAGCCAGAUGAUUAACAUAGGUCGGGAACAUAUGACCUAUAAUUGUGUCGGUGCGACGUUAAACCAAACCAAAAGAAAUAAUGUGAAAAAGCAUUACUAAUCUGAUUUGCUUUGUGUCACAUGCCUUGUAAACAAUAUAGCUACCUCUUUCAGAGGUAUACGGUAAAUCGCUCUGUCGCAAUUCACGAGCUUGUACAUGUCGCGAUAAAAGAACGUCAACACAAUGUUGGUGUUUUCUGUAUUUUUACAAGCAAUGUAUCAACUAUAAAAAAAUCGAGGAACGGUUGGCAAAGAAGAUUUGGUUAAAUUUUACUUAGAACUUAAAGUUCGCUAAAUUACUCUUGAUUUGUAAUCGUGGCAUGUUUACCAAAUGCAUUUUCGGUUCCAAAUUUAUUUCCAAAUACGUUGUAUACAUUACAGCUAUCUCAUGCCUACUCGGUUUGCUUCUUGAUAUCAGUUAAAAUGCAAACAUGUAACAAUGCAAUGUUUCUUGACGUAACGGCACAGUUCACUGCUAAAUCAGCUUACUGGUAAACAUCGCCACGACCACAAAUCAAAAAUAAAUUAGCAAACUUUAAGUUUUCUGUAAAGUUAAAUCAAAUUUACAUCGCCUACCAUUCUCCGAUUUUCGAUAUUCGAUACAAUGAUUGUAAAAAUACAGAAAAUACGAUGACACUCAGCUGUGUUGACGUUCUUUUAUCGCGACAUGUACUAGAUCGUAAGUUGCGACAGAGCGAUUUUCCGUAUACCUCUGAAAGAGGUACAUGUAGUAGCUCUGUUGUUUACCAGGCGUGUGUCAUGAUAAUGACAUUGAUAACACAGUGCUUUACAGAGAGCACAAGUAUUAGAAAGAUAAUGUAAGCAAUAACGUUGUAAAAGAUUCCGUUACACAACAAUGAAUUGUGAACAUAUUAGACGUUCAGUCUUGUUAUUACCAAGUAAUAAAAUAUGGUUAUUAUGACAGUAACUUGAUCCUGAGUGCAGUAUUCGGCUCGAGUGGAUUUUGCCAGAUCGGAUCUCACGAGGGGCGCACGCGCCGAGUGUGAUCCGACCUUGCAAAAUCCACGAGAGCCGAAUACAAAGUCCCGGAUCUAGCUACUGUUAUAAAUGACCCUUUUAUUAUAUACCUUUACCAUUUUGAUUCUUGUUUUGUUCUUGAACGAAAGCUUCAAUGUUUAUCGAUAUUAAAUGGAACUUAGUGAAGUUUUUAUGUGCGCUAUUAAUAGAAAUGUGGCAGGUCAUGCAUAUGUAUGAAAAUAGUCUGGCAGCAUUACAAUACGGAAGGUACAAUACGGAAUUUAAAAAGUACAAUACGGAAUUUUGUCUGUCUGUUCAUAUUUAAUUGUGAAAUACAAGCCGAAUUUUUACAGAAUUUAUAUUGGUAUAUAAUAAAUGUAGAUAAUGCAUGAAUGAGACAGUUGCUUCGAUAGAAAAAAUGUACAGUUUAAAAAGUACUUCUUUAAACAUGAUAUAAAAAUGAAGAUAUUUUAAGAAAUUUUCUUAUAAACAGAAUUAAUUUCCUUUUUGAUUGAAACAAAUUCAGUGUAUUUUCUUUCAAGCUUCCUUUGAUUUAUAUUUUGAAUAAUGUUUUAAUAUAUAUAAAAUAGCUAUCAAAAGUAUCAUGUGUAUAAUAUUUAUCAUUUCAUUAUUUUUUUCCAUCUUGUUAACCAUGUCCAGAUGGUAAAGGUAAAAACAUAACCAUAAUGAAUUGCUUUGUUUUCUCUUUCUCACAGACUGAUUUUUUUUUUUAAAAAAAAGGUAUCUGUUAUAAAAUAAAUCUAAAUGCGCAUGUUGGAAUAGCGGAUGUUCUAUUACAACAUGACAUGUUAUGCAUACAUUGACAACUUUCCAGUGAAAUACACAUAUAUUCUAUAGUAUUUUUUAUCAGCCCAAUGCCACGCUAAACGGUGUCAAGACCUGGCUGUCUAUAAAAUAUAAUUUAUACAUGGAUUUAUGUAUAAUUAUAUAAAGAUGAUUCCAGUAACA